UACUCCCAACUGCGCCAGCAUAAAAAGAAUCUAUUUAUUCAGAAUUAUUUCCACAACGCAGGUGGGGACCGAGGUUGUUGCGACUAGUUCUUACCCCAUGAGCGUCUUUUUUCGUGUCUUGAAUUCCUCGAGUCGUGGCAGUAAGCUUUUUGGUUUCAUUUCCAAACUAUCUCACACCAGGACUUUGAUGUCUCCUACUCCCUGGAUCCCGAACCAGUAUCCGACAGCUCGACGCUCCGAUCGUGUCGAUGUAUAUAAAAGCGAAGCAAACGGACAAGUUCGCGUCCCCGAUCCCUACCAGUGGCUAGAAGAUCAGUCGGAGGAGACCGAUAAAUGGACAACCGAUCAAGAUGAGUUUACUCGGGCGUACUUGAACAGGAAUCAAUAUCGCGCCGCGUUAGAGAAGGAGAUCAGAACCAAUACCGACUACGAAAAGUUCACUGCACCAUCGUUCAAAUUCGAUAGGCGAUGGUACUGGUUCUACAACAGUGGCCUACAGGCUCAGCCAGUCCUUUAUCGCUCCAAGAGUGAGGCACUUCCUGACUUUUCCAAGGGUGGUCCAGGAGGAGAAGUAUUCUUCGAUCCUAACUUGCUAUCCGAUGAUGGGACAGCGGCCAUAGCCACGUCUGCGUUCUCCCGCUCAGGUGAAUACUACGCGUAUGGCAUAUCUUUGUCGGGCAGCGAUUUCUGCACGAUCUAUGUCCGCCGCACCAGUGAUCCUCUGGCGUCUGCAGAUGGGAAACGCGAUGAUCAUCAUGCGAAACGAUUGUCGGAGGAAAUCCGAUUUGUCAAAUUCUCUGCUAUCUCUUGGAUGCAUGACUCGAAGGGAUUUUUCUACCAGCGCUUUCCCGACCGUGAGUCUCAUGGUCUCACUCCAGAGGAUAAAGCGGGGAUCGAGACCAUCGACGAUAAGAAUGCAAUGGUCUACUACCAUAAAGUCGGGACCCCACAAUCCGAGGACAUUCUAAUCAUGAAAGAUGCCGAACACCCGGAGUGGAUGUGGGAGGCUUCCGUGUCUGAACUGGAUGGGCGCUACCUUUACAUGAGUGUCGUGAGGGAUACUGCCAGAAAAAAUCUGCUAUGGGUUUGUGACCUUCAGGAGAGUGCAAUCGGUCCAAACAUGAAAUGGGAGAAGUUGAUCGACAACUUUGAUGCUGAAUAUCGAGUAAUUGCGAACAACGGGACGAAAUUGUACAUUCUUACCAACGAGAAUGCACCUCGGUACAAAGUCAUCACCGUCGAUCUGGCAGAUCCGAAGCGCCAGCGCAAAGACCUAAUUCCAGAACAAAAGGAUUCUUUCCUCGAUGACGUGACAGCCGUGGGCAAGGACCACUUCGCCGUCGUUUACAAGCGCAACGUCAUCGAUGAGAUAUAUGUCUACUCCCUGGAUGGACAGCGCCUUGCCCGACUUGCCCCCGACUUUGUAGGCGCCGCCGAGGUUAGCGGUCGUCGCUCGCAAAGCGAUUUCUUUGUCACCCUUACCGGAUUCACCAAUCCUGGUAUUAUCGGUCGGUACAACCUGAGUGAACUGGACGACGGAAAGAAAUGGAGUGUAUACCGAACGACGCAUGUGAAGGGGUUGAAAGCAGAGGAGUUCACCGCCGAACAGGUUUGGUACGAGAGUAAGGAUGGCACUCGGAUCCCAAUGUUCAUCGUAAGGCAUGAGAGCACCAAAAGGGACGGGACUGCUCCGGCCAUCCAAUACGGUUAUGGAGGUUUCAGCAUAUCCAUAAACCCUUCUUUCAGUCCAGCGAUUCUGACUUUCCUCAAGUCAUAUGGAGCUGUAUUUGCACUGCCAAACAUCCGUGGAGGAGGGGAGUUCGGUGAGGAGUGGCACGAAGCGGUGUACCAUAUCAUCAAAACCAAAAUAGCUGCCCCGGGAAAGGUUGCCAUUAACGGCGGCUCUAAUGGAGGUCUUCUCGUCGCCGCGUGCGUAAAUAUUGCACCGGAAGGCACCUUCGGAGCAGCGGUUGCCGAGGUCGGUGUCUUGGAUAUGUUGAAGUUUGCAGACUUCACCAUCGGCAAGGCGUGGGUAUCUGACUACGGUAACCCACACGACCCCCACGACUUUGACUUCAUAUAUCCUAUUUCUCCGCUACACAAUGUGUCGACAGACAAGGUGUUGCCGCCGUUACUACUGAUGACGGCCGAUCAUGACGACCGAGUUGUCCCUCUGCAUUCAUUCAAGCACGCAGCCACACUCCAGCAUACGUUACCUCAAAACCCUCACCCCCUUCUUAUUAGAAUCGACAAGAAAGCUGGACACGGGGCCGGUAAGGGUACUGAGAAACGGAUCCAGGACGCAGCAGACAGAUGGGGCUUCGUGGCCCAGUCUAUGGGUCUGAAAUGGCAGGGGUCUUGAUAUACCCUCCGAAGUUUUUGGUAACUUGGACGAAGUCGCAUAAGGAAAGAGUUCAAUUAGACCAAGGACGUUCCUCAUCAAAUGGACAUUUCGGGUACUAUCAUUGUUACCACGCAACUGAUCAAUACAACUAUGUACACGCAGACUUAAGUUCGACAUCGUAUGAGCGGUCCGUGGUGGAUUUGGUGUCCAAGCAGGUCUGGCCUCCACGUACGUGUGGAGGAGACAACUCACGAACUGUUGGUGCGAGAGAGAGGGAGGAUCUCCGUUUUCAGGACGCGGGUGCCUUUCUGUCUUGGAACAGGUGCUGUAUGAAUAUAACAAAGUUUAAACUAAUCGCAUUUUGCAGGACG
Molecule: messenger RNA, 2715 nt
Organism: Pisolithus orientalis
Lineage: Eukaryota; Fungi; Basidiomycota; Agaricomycetes; Boletales; Pisolithaceae
Product: prolyl oligopeptidase
Exons: 17
Coding region: 98-2362 (754 amino acids)
Biological process (GO): proteolysis
Cellular component (GO): cytosol
Molecular function (GO): serine-type endopeptidase activity; oligopeptidase activity
Source: RefSeq, a predicted model, not a curated record